AUGGAGGAACUGACACCAAGUGCGAUUUCCCUUCUUGAGAGCUGGUUCUCUAGUACGCUCUUCGGUGUCAACCUCAUCCUAUACUUCUUUUGCAUUCGCGCGCUCUUGAGACCUUCGGAGCAGAGCGUCAGCGGAAGAUGGUUCCUCAUACUGGUCUCGACGGUUCAGAUAUUGAUUUGUGGCGCACAAUCUGGCGUUCUCCUGGCUAGGAACUUAUACGCAUUUGUAUCGCUGGAUGGGGGCGAGCUUGCGUCCAAGUACUUGAGGGAACAGGCGGCGGGUCUGCAUGUUGCAGACCAGGCCAUGUAUACUGUCAACGAUUGGAUUGGUAGCGGUAUCUUGCUCUGGCGAGCGUGGACUAUCAAUGGGCGUGGCUGGAAGCUCUGUUCGCCGUUGCUUGUGCUUUGGGUUUUACUCUUCGUCAGCUUGAUCAAUAUCCUGAACAAUCUCGUACAACUGCGAGCAGAUGAGGCUGUUUUCGAUUCGUCCUUGGCGGUCUGGAUCUUGGCAUUCACAGUUCUUUCACUCCUUUUGCAAGUCGGUGCAACGACAUUGAUUGCCUGGCGUAUAUUCAUAAGUAUCGGCUGGCGAAACCCUCAGUGGUGGACGCGCGAAUGGCACGCUCUUCGCAUUGUCGUUGAGAGCGGAGCGGUGUACGGGCUGCUGACCUUGCUGUCCCUCAUCUCCUUCCUCGCGCGCGUGAAUGUCGGGACGAUCGACGUCGACAUCCUUGUUCAAGUUAGUGCAACCGCUCCGUUCUUGAUGAUCGUCCGCGCACAAGCGCACCGCGAGAGUCUACAGGAUACCAAGCGCAACUCGAAGUCAAACCGCGAGCGCGAGGCGCGAUCAAAGAGCAACUCCACAACCGACGCGGCACACACAUCGUCUUUAUCCUCUGUCAUUCCUCCGGACAGUGCCCGCAGCCGCUGGACGAUCGAGGUCCAACUCGAGGCAAGCGACAGCAGGGAGGAUGAAGAUCGCAAGGUUACUCAUGAUCAACUCAAACCGCCACAUUCACCUCAUUCGUACUGGUCUCCUUGA
Molecule: messenger RNA, 1041 nt
Organism: Peniophora sp. CBMAI 1063
Lineage: Eukaryota; Fungi; Basidiomycota; Agaricomycetes; Russulales; Peniophoraceae
Source: the annotation of a GenBank genome assembly